Molecule: messenger RNA, 1815 nt
Organism: Strongyloides ratti
Lineage: Eukaryota; Metazoa; Nematoda; Chromadorea; Rhabditida; Strongyloididae
Product: Lamin Tail Domain domain and Intermediate filament protein family-containing protein
Exons: 2
Coding region: 1-1815 (604 amino acids)
Source: RefSeq, a predicted model, not a curated record
AUGUCUAAAGUUCACAGAACCAGAAGUUCUACUACGAAAAAAACGACUACUACUGUUCCUGAAAAUGUUGAUACUGAUAGUCGUGAAGCAUCUAUACUUUCAAAUUCUUCAACAUUGUCUUUUUCUCCUAGUAAAAGAACGAGACUUCAGGAGAAAGCUCAGUUGUCUGGACUAAAUAACCGUCUUGCAGCUUACAUUGAAAAAGUUAGAAGUUUAGAAGCUGAGAAUGCUGCAUUGUCAAUGCGUAUUCAACGUAUUGAAACUGAAGACCGCAAGGAGGAAAAAGAUGUAGCUGCAGCAUGGAAGAAAAAAUGUGAUGAACUUAGAAAUCUUGUAGAUUCCCUUAGUGCUGAUAAAACAAGAUUGGAAGUUACAAGAAAUAAAGCUGUUCAUGAAAUUACUGAUGUAGCUGCACGCUUAGAAAGAGUUGAACGUGAAUUAAAAUCAACUAGCGAUGCUUUGCUUUAUGAACAAAAUUUAACACAAGAACUUAAAGCUACGGUUGAGACAGAAAAAAAUCGUAGAAAUCAUUGUGAAAAUGAUAGAAGGAAGUUGGCUGAUGAAAAUAAGGAGCUUAAAGACAAACUUAAAUUGUCAAAAAAAGCUGUUGAAGAUGAAAUUGUAUUGCGUACGGAUCUUCAAAACAAAGUUAUCACAUUAGAAGAGGAACUUGAAUUUGAAAAAGCUAAUAAUAGAAGAAAGAUUGAUGAAUUUCAUAAGAAAAAAACUGAGGAGUUGACCAUUUUACGUAAUGAAAUGGAUCGUAGCUACAAUGAUGAAUUGGUUCAACAACUUCAAGCUAUGAGAGCAGAAUGUGAUGGAAGAAUUGCUCAAAAUAGAAAAGAAAUAGACAAUAUGUACAAGAAAAAGUUUGCCGAUUCUGCUAAUUUAUCAAGCAAGGAGCGUCAAGAUUUGGCUGGUGCUAGAGCUCAAAUUAGUCAAUUAACUGUUGAGAUUCGUCAAAUUGAAACUAAGUAUAAAAACGCUUUGUCAGAAAAGAGCAGAUUAUCUGAUCAAAUAGAGGACUUAGAAAAUCGUUUAUCUCAUGCUGAGAAACGAGCAGAAAUUCAAAUUGCUUCUAAGAAUGAGGAUAUUGCUAGAUUAGAAAAACAGAUUCAGGACUUAAUGGAUGAUUACAGUGGUCUUAUGGAUAUUAAGAUUCAACUUGACACUGAAAUCGAAGCCUACCGUCGUUUACUUGAAGGUGAAGAAACUAGAUUAAAUAUAUCUAGUGAAAGUUUCAAUAGUUCAGGAUUAAACAAUAGUCAUAACGCCUCACGUGCUUCAUCAUUUUUGACUAAUCUUUUUAGUUCAACAUCAAGAUCUACAAGAGGAACUAAGAGACCACGUUUGGAUGAAACUGUUUCUGAAUUUGUAAAUAACCCAGCAGUAAUGAAAAAAAUUAAUCAAGCUAGAUCAACAUCUGAAUCAUUUUGUGCUGUAACAAUUGAAGAAUUCCCUGAAAAUGGUGAUUAUGUUAGACUUAAAAACAAUUCAAAUGAAGAGGUUCAUCUAGGUAAAUGGCAGCUAUCAGUUAGUGAUAAUGAAGAAAGAGCAUUAGACUAUACUUUUAAUGAAAAGUACAUUCUUCCACCAAGUACAACUCUUACAAUCUGGUCUAAAGAUGCUCCUCUUGCUACAAAUAAAGGAGACAAUAUAGUUAUGAAAACCUCUAACUGGCCAUUUGGGGAGACACUUCAUGCGACAUUAAGUGAUGCUGAUGGAGAAAAAAUGGCUUCCCGUGAUAUCUAUUCCCAGGAAGAAGCGAUUGAAUUUUUGAAGAAGAAUCCAGAUCAAAAUUGUUGCGUUAUGUAG